Messenger RNA from Lymnaea stagnalis (great pond snail), 4029 nucleotides. NCBI's taxonomy places the organism in Eukaryota, Metazoa, Mollusca, Gastropoda, Lymnaeidae. The record is from the annotation of a GenBank genome assembly.
AAGCUUAACACUAAACGCAAAAUCUUAACCUACGCCAUUGCUAUUGAAAGGCUUAUAAUUCUUUUGAUAUAUUUAUUUACAGGUAAGUUAAUUUUUUUUCCCUGUGAUUUCUGGACAAAAGUAAUUAUUUGAACAAAAUGAGUAUACAGAUCUUAGUUAAUCGUCUAAAAAUUCAUACCGGUAAAAAUACAGUGCCAUUAGUUCGAUCAAAUUUUCUCAAGGAUAUUAUAUUAGAUUAAUUAGAAGUUGAUUAUAAAAUAAUGUGUGUGACGUAAGUAUAAUUUUAAUUUUGUAACUUUAAUGUAAAUCAGGAUUGGGGCUUUGGUGGUCUCUUCUUUGGUUUAUGCUUAAAAUUAUUCAUCUGUCCUGAAAUAUUAUCAGAUUCCAUCUUGACUCAAUGUUUCGAGAAAAAAAAAAAAAAGUAUUUUUUUGUCUUUUAUGAUGUUAUAUUGGAUUAUUCUCUCAUGAUUCUAAGUUAAGAUUACAAAAUGUGAAAAGCGUAUGAAGCAUUCAAUUAUUAUAAAUUUGGUGUACACAAAACAUGUUAUUUAAUAAUAUUUCAAACCAUAAUAUAAAGCAGGAUCUGGACUUGUGUGUCUGCGAGUUGGUUUUUACCUUUAAGAACUACACCAGUCCAUUUACGUUAUAGGAGUGAGUUAUUAGGAAACAAGGAUUGGUCUUUAAAAUAAAAUUUAAAUAAAAGAAAUCUUGAAUUGAACUCAUUUCCUUCAUUUAGACAGUUGCUUUAAUUUAAAUUUUAACAGACACAGACCCAGAGAUCCAAGAAUGGCGACACAGUCUGCUAUGCUGAUCAAUUUGCCGAAGCUCGUGGUGGACUGGUUUAGUGGGGAGAGAGGACACGCAUGGAUGAAUGGUGAGUUAACAUUUGAAUGUUAAAAGUAUACCUAUGUAAAACAUAUUAAAAGUUGUUUGUUGUUUUAAAUAUAUAUAUUUAAAAAAAAAAUGAAUUAGACACUUAGCAUGUUGCCGAAAUGGCCCAGAGGUCAAGCAAAGGUUAAACAUCGUGUGUGUGUGUGUGUGUGUGUGUGUGUGUGUGUUGAUUUGAUGUUUUAUGUGACGAUAUUCUAUCCGGUUGUGUGUUCCCGUCUUAUGGUCUCGUUAUGUGAUGGUGUGUUCAUGUGAUGGUUUUUGUGUGUUAAUGGGAUGGGUGUUGUGUGCUAAUGUGAUGGGUGUUGUGUGUUCAUGUGAUGGUUGUUGUGUGUUCAUGUGAUGGGUUUUGUGUGUUCAUGUGAUGUGUGUUUAUGUGAUAGUCUCUUCAUGAACGUGUGAUUGUGCGUUUCUGUGACGGUAUCUUCAUUGCAUUGUGUUCAUGUCAUGGUUUUUAGUGUGUUCAUGGGACGUGGUGUGUUCAUGUGACGUGUGUGUUCAUGUGACGUGUGUGUUCAUGUGACGUGGUGUUCUUUUGAGUGUGUGUUCUUGUGAUGGUGAGUAUAUGUGCGAAAUGUCCUAAUUACAAAUCACCAGUAUUUAAAGUCUACGAGAUUUACUUAUGUAAUAUCACUGUCUAACAUUGCAGGAGAUCUAAAUGCGCCCAACCAGUCAGUUGACGUCACAUGGACUCAGAUUUCCCCAAUCACAAAAUUAGCCAAUGGAGUUACUAGGAAGGUAUGUCAUCAAAUUAUUAUAUUAUGACUUUCAGACAUUUUCUGUACGUGGAAAAAUCAAAUUUAGAAUGAACAGAACGCUAAAAUUGAUUUUAAUUUCAAAAUAACUUGACAUAACAUAACACAUUGUACUUUAUUUAUUCCAGUGAUGUUCCGGUCAUUUUAUUAUUGAUUUUUUUCCUUUAAAUCUAGUAUUAGUUGCAUUAACUUAUAUGAAACAUGUAAAUGCUUUGAAUAAUUUAGAACCACUCAUAGUUUUUUUUUUGUGUGUGUGUGUGUUCAACUAUCGACUCAUCUUAAAGGUGGAGCUAAAAUAUGCAGACCACCAGCAGGAGAUCUAUAGUGAGCUAGGCUUAGUUCAGAAUGUCAAGAAAGCGCAACGGGUCACACUGGGAGAUGUAGUCAUGACAGGUAGGUGUUCUUUAAACAUUUGUGUUUCAUUUUCACUGGAAAGUUUUUUACGUCAUUUGGAUUAUGUUGGAUUGGGUCACUCUUUUAAAAUACCAAAAGGAAGAGGCGAAAUUAAUUUUAAUGAAGUCAAAAUAUCAAUAUUUCAUUUUUAAUAGGUUUGGCACAGCCAAUCAGGUUGCCGCUUUCAAAGCUACCACCGGAAGUCCGCAAAAUGUUUGGAGACGAGCUAAUCAUCCGAGACAAAGUCUCGUGGGAGACUAACUCAGAGCAGGAGGCACCCGAAUUGAACAGCGAGCCUCAAAAUAAUGGACGAGCCAGCGGUGGCAGUCGUGUUGCCAUGGUGACGACUACAGAAUCGACAUGUACAUGUAAGUAUUGAUUUGUGCAGCGAUUCUCAAUUUUAUAUUGAUGUACAUUUAAUUAUACUUUUAGUCUAUUAAUUUACUAAAUCAAAUUCCGAACAUAAAAGUUUGACAAGAGCAUCAGCUACCCUUUUUGGGAACCGUCACACAAAAUUUAAUUAUUAAAAAUAUUUAUCGGAUGAAUGAUUACUGGGUUUCCACAGAGUUAUCGGGAGAAAAUCUAAUGUCCAAAUUUUCGAUUAAUCGAUAGUCGGCUUAUUGGGACUGAUAAAUCGGUUAAUUGGUUUACUGAAAAAUCAAAAUUUGAGAAGUCCAUCUUCAUCAAUAACUCUAUCCAAUAAGACGUUUAAAAUUAUUUUCAAAUGUGUCUAAAUUAGGUGUGUCUAGGAGUCUGAGAAGGGUUUUUAACCACCCCCACCCCCCCAAAACCAACGCAUGUGACUUGAUUAGACCCAAAAUAACCUUUCGUAGUGUUCCGUACCUCUCAAGUCUUCAGUAGUGUCACGAGACAUCACGUAAAGCACAACUAAUAUCAUGGCUACGAAUGUCAUGGCUACGAAUGUCACGGCUACUAAUGUCAUGGUUCCUAAUUUAGAGGCUACUAAUUUCAUGGCUGCUAAUAUGAUGGCUACUAAUCUCAUGGCUACAAAUUCCAUGGCUACUAAUGACAUGGCACUACUAAUGUAAUAGCUACUAAUGUCUGAUCACUAAUCGCACAUUGUGACAACCGGCGAAAACCCCUCCAUUCGUGCUGCUCGGCAUCAUAAGCUGUGGCCUUGAAUGACGCCAUCUUUUCGUUCAAGCGAUGAAGCUAGCCUCAAAGUAAAGGCAUAGUUCUCGCCACAUCUUUGGACGAUAAAAUUAUAUUGACAUUCGAGACGAGGGCCCUCUUGUCAUGGCAACCAUAGGCAGCAUCUUGCCCGCUUCAGGUCAAGGUUCACAUACCUGCGUGACAACGUAACGCCUACUUCGAUUGUCUUUCAAAACUAAAUACACAAUAAAGUAAUUAAUCAGUAUUCGCCUCAUGUGCUAUAAGCAUCUAUUAGAUUUAAAACACAUUUUCAAGGACCACGAAAACUAACUUGUGUUUCUUUAUUCAAACAGCCUUUGCAACUCAAUGUCGCAAAAAAAAAACCCACAAAAAAACAUGUGAAAUGGAAAGAAGAAAUCUAACACGCCAUUAUAACUUGUUGAUUUACUUUUUUUUCAGAUCACUUUGAAUGCCAAAUCAUACUUGAAAACGCUGUUUCUAUUCAGGCAAGUCAAAAAAGUGUAGAUCGACGCUACACCGCCGACAUAGAAGACAUCAUAGACAUCCUAGAAGAGAUGAAAUGUACCUUCCCAAAGGAGCUUGAAAAGUUACAUGUCUUUAGGAAUGCAUACACGCCCAGACAUAGAUCUCGCCCUUCGUUUGUCACCUGGAUACUGACUGGGGAAUGUGAGUUCAGGUGGAGUUCUCAACCUGUUGUUGAAUGGGCCUGAAGGAAACCGUCCCUGUUUCAGAUAUUUGUUUCUGGUAAAAUUUAUUUUGAAUCAAACACAGCUCGUGGACACAUCAUUUGUGGAGGAAAACAAAAUAAAUCAAACACAUUGAUAAUUAAAAUAAUAUCCCACUUGUGUUUGUUGAUUUU